UCUUGUUUUCUUCUUCGAACUUUUUUUUCUUCCUCAUACUUCACCUUCAUAUAAAAUCGAAACGCAAACCCCAAAUCCAAAUUUUCUCUCCUGGGUCUCCCUUUCUCUCUCUCCUCAACACAUACUCAACCCCCUCUCAUUUUCUCUGAGACUCUGUCUCACUGAAUUAGCAAUCAAAAUGCCUGCUUGGUGGGGAAGAAAAUCUACAAAGAACAAGCAGCAGCAACAAGAAGUUCAACAACAGAUACAGCAAUACCCACCUGGAAACAAUCAGAAUCUGAUCAAAUCUUCGAUCGGAAAUGAUAAGAAGAUAGGGAAAGACAAGCCCAAGAGCUUUGACGAAGUCUCUGCUGCGGUGUUUUCGCGUAAUUCGCCGCGAAACAGCAAAGAUUUAGGUGGCGGCGGCGGGAGUGGAUCUUCGGGGUUUUCGGGUUUCGAUUCCGAUAGGGGGCAUCCUCUGCCUCGGCCGUCGAUAUCGUCAACGCCGUCUCUGGGGAUCGAUCAUGGAGUUGGGCUGGGAUCUGGGUCGGUUUCGGUGUCCAGUGUGAGCUCAUCUGGGUCUUCCACUGAUGAUCAUAAUCAUAUCGAUAACGGUCAAUUGGGUGUUUCAAGAGGAAAUGGGGAGAUCAAGCUCAUCCCGUCGCCUAGAAGCCCAGGUCCAGCUUCAAGAGGGGCUACCACCACCACAUCACCUCGGCAUCCACGAUUUUGUUGUACGAGUAUGGAUUCCCCAACAGGAAAGCUGGAAGAUGGGAAGAGUGAAUAUCAUCGUCUGCCUCUUCCACCCGGGUCUCCUCCUAGCCCUUCUGCCUUGCCCAAUCCAAGAACUUGUGGAGUGACUGAGAACACAAAUUCUAAUUUGUCAAAAUGGAAGAAGGGAAAGCUUCUCGGAAGGGGGACAUUUGGGCAUGUUUACCUUGGAUUUAACAGUGAAAGUGGGCAGAUGUGUGCAAUAAAAGAAGUCAGGCUGGUUUCAGAUGAUCAAACGUCUAAAGAAAGUCUCAAGCAAUUGAACCAGGAGAUCACUUUGGUUAGUCAACUUUCACAUCCAAACAUUGUUCAAUACUAUGGAAGUGAACUGGGUGAAGAAACGCUGUCAGUUUAUUUGGAAUUUGUCUCUGGUGGUUCCAUUCAUAAAUUAAUUCAAGAAUAUGGUCCCUUUAGGGAGCCUGUUAUCCAAAAUUACACUAGGCAGAUUCUUUCAGGUCUUGCCUACCUACAUGGAAGAAACACAGUGCACAGGGAUAUCAAAGGGGCAAAUAUAUUAGUAGAUCCUAAUGGCGAAAUCAAGCUUGCAGACUUUGGAAUGGCUAAACAUAUAACAGCUUAUUCGUCAAUGCUUUCUUUCAAAGGAAGUCCUUACUGGAUGGCACCCGAGGUUGUGAUGAAUACAAAUGGAUACAGCCUUGCAGUUGAUAUAUGGAGCUUGGGGUGUACAAUUCUUGAAAUGGCAACAUCAAAACCACCUUGGAGCCAAUUUGAAGGGGUGGCUGCGAUAUUUAAAAUUGGAAACAGCAAAGAAAUUCCUGAGAUACCAGAUCACCUUUCCAAUGAAGCGAAAAGUUUCUUGAAGCUAUGCUUGCAACGAGACCCAGCUGCUCGUCCUACGGCAUCAAAAUUAUUAGAUCACCCUUUUGUUCGAGACCAAGCCACCACAAAACUUGCCAAUGCCAACAUAACCAAGGAAGCAUUUCCUUAUAAAUUUGAUGGAAGUCGGACACCGCCGGCUGCCUUAGAGCUACGUUCCAACAGAAUGAGUUCCAAUUCCUGUGAAGGAGAUUAUGCAACAAGACCAGCAGCCACAACCUCAAGAGCUUUGAGAAGCCCAAGGGAUAAUAAUGCAAGAGUGAUAGCGUCUCUGCCUGUAUCUCCCUGUUCCAGCCCAUUACGAAAUUAUGGACCAGCGUACAAGAGCUGUUUUCUUUCCCCUCCGCACCCAUCUUACACGUUGACAGCGCAAAGCAGUUACAAUUUGAAUGACUACUCAAUGUUUCCAAUGAGACCAAACACAAAAUACACACUUGAUCCUUGGAGUGAGAUCCCCCAGUUGAGAGCCCAAACACCUGAUAGAUCACCAAGAACAAGACCUAUUGGAUCGAGCAGCCAAGCAAGAUACACAACGAUGGGUGAAAAUGCCUAGAGAAUCGCUUCUCUCACAGAGAAUGUGAUUGGGUCUAAUGGCGAAGAUUAUAGAUUGAGAGAGAGAGUUGUUUUGUCUCUCAAAAGAAAUGAAAGGGAUGAGAUUCAACAGCACCAGAAACACAGAGGGAUAAUGAUUAUACACUGCCAGGAAAAUGGAAAGGAAUAGAACUGCGGGUGAGAGGACAUACGAAAUUUCGAAUGCAUGGGGAAUAGAUGCUAGAUUUUCUCAAUGUUGUAACAUUCUUCUUCUUGAUUUCAUGUAAAUGGAAAGUGGUCAUUGUGAUCUUAAAAUUUAUGCUUAUAUUUUGGGUGAGAUGUCCACAACACUUCGAAUGAAGCCUGAUUUGAAAUGGUCCAGUGCUUAGUCGAUUUUCUUCA
Molecule: messenger RNA, 2520 nt
Organism: Cornus florida
Lineage: Eukaryota; Viridiplantae; Streptophyta; Magnoliopsida; Cornales; Cornaceae
Product: mitogen-activated protein kinase kinase kinase 3
Exons: 11
Coding region: 179-2140 (653 amino acids)
Biological process (GO): protein phosphorylation
Molecular function (GO): protein kinase activity; ATP binding
Source: RefSeq, a predicted model, not a curated record